Molecule: messenger RNA, 1438 nt
Organism: Bombyx mori (domestic silkworm)
Lineage: Eukaryota; Metazoa; Arthropoda; Insecta; Lepidoptera; Bombycidae
Product: cytidine deaminase
Cellular component (GO): cytosol
Molecular function (GO): zinc ion binding; cytidine deaminase activity
Source: RefSeq, marked provisional
AUUCUUGUUUGACCAAAUAUGUCAAUUUGCAAAUAUUGUUGCAUGCCAAUAGAAGACUGCAUGUCGUCAUAAGUCACAACGCAAAAGGGACUUUCAAUCAUGAAACAAUAUCUAAUCAAAGAUCGUUUAACUGUAAUCAGUUGGUCGCUGACCGCACUGGGAACCGCGCGCACCAACACGACAGAGACAAACGCACGCACAAUGGAUAAUUUUCAAAUCGUGGACUUUAAUUCUCUGGAUGAGACUGUUCAGAAUCUGUUGAUGGAAGCUGUCAAAAUUAGGAAACGGGCCUAUUGUCCUUAUUCCAAUUUUUCUGUUGGUGCCGCUAUACUUACCGAAGAAGAUUCGAGAAUGUACGCCGGAUGCAACAUUGAGAACUCCACUUUGACACCAUCGAUGUGCGCAGAGAGGUCGGCUGUUGCGAAGGCUGUCUGUGACGGUUACACGAAAUUUAAAUGUGUGGCUAUAGUAGCCCAUCAAAGAGAAUUCACUGCGCCCUGCGGGGUAUGUCGGCAGACCCUCAACGAGUUCUGUAGUUCGGACGGUGACAUCGAAAUCUACUUGAGCAGGCCGACAAUGGAUACCGUUCUAUGUACUAAACUAUCACAUCUUCUACCUCUUUCGUUCGUGAGUUUUAAAAAGGAUAGUGUCAUUACGUAAAAACGGAAUUGAAAAAAAAAAACAAUGAAAGUGACAGUAUCAGCGUUAUUACGUAAGUGUAAUUUUACGGCUUCAAUCAAGAGAAAAAGUAAAUGAAAGAAAUUGAGAGGUUUUAAUAAACUUUAUUGUAUAAUAUUCUCACUUUGAUAACACAACGCUUAGAUUACUUAAUAAUAGGUGCAAUGUGUGUGAAUUGAGUUUCUGAAGAAACGUUGUUAUUAAACAGACACUUGUUUUCAUGAGAAUCAAACACAAACUGUGUUGUGAAGAUCCACCUUUUGCCGGGGACAUCCCCGGCUAAGCGAAACUAAGAACCUUCUGGUGGUAAUCUUUACACCAGUUUAAAAUUUAAGAAAUUAACAGUCUUGAUUUGUUGUUUACUAUAACAAUGAAAUUUGAAAUAAAAAUUUUUGGUCAUUUUUCUAAAGGUUUACUCGUAAAAGAAUUGUACCUUUUCCAAUGUUCUUGCCAUGGUUAGUUUUGUAUUCUACUUUUCAUAAAUAAAUAUUACUUGUAAAAGUAGAGAUAUUUCCAUUGUUGGCAACUGUCAUUACGUCUGUAUGGACAUUAUUUUUUAUUUAGUGCUUACACAAAAAUAAAAAAAUUUGCGAAAUGUAUCCAAAUUCUUGUAAAUUAUUACGUUCACAUAAUAAUUCGUUUAAUUUUUGCUAUGAAACUAUGUGUCUGAAUUAUGUUUACGAUGUUAAAUGUAAAAAAUCGUUAUGAGUUAAUGGAAAUGCAAAAUGGCAGUCAACAAUUAUUAUUACCAUAAUUAUAC